AUGUGGAACUGUCUUGGAGGUAGAAAACCUGCCCCACUCUCCCCUACUGAGGUGGACGAAAUGACUCAGGAUAAAUUUCAUGAUAUGUUUAAUGAUAAAUUUAAAUCUAAGAUCUAUACAGACUGGGCGAACCACUAUUUAGAGAAAUCGCGGAAUAAAAAGUUUAUAUCAGAUUUACAACAGGACAUUAGUGAUGGUGUUCUACUGGCAGACGUCAUCGAAGCAGUCACAUUUAAAGGAAAUGUUUGCAAUUUAGUUUGUUGUAAACAUAUUGAUACACAUCUGGGUACUGUCGAAAAAUUUACACUACCUGCCAACUUUAUUUUCAUUGGUAAGAGAUAA
Lottia gigantea (owl limpet) is the source of this 342-nucleotide messenger RNA. RefSeq lists its product as hypothetical. NCBI's taxonomy places the organism in Eukaryota, Metazoa, Mollusca, Gastropoda, Lottiidae. The record is from RefSeq and is a predicted model, not a curated record. The transcript has 3 exons. Bases 1 to 342 code for a protein of 113 amino acids. Gene Ontology annotation, molecular function: protein binding.